Messenger RNA from Mangifera indica (mango), 2419 nucleotides. RefSeq names its product putative pentatricopeptide repeat-containing protein At3g11460, mitochondrial. The record is from RefSeq and is a predicted model, not a curated record. Gene Ontology annotation, molecular function: zinc ion binding; protein binding; RNA binding. The transcript has a single exon. Gene Ontology annotation, biological process: RNA modification. The coding region runs from base 45 to 1955 and encodes 636 amino acids. NCBI's taxonomy places the organism in Eukaryota, Viridiplantae, Streptophyta, Magnoliopsida, Sapindales, Anacardiaceae.
UUCUCACCCACCAAAACAGAAGUAAGCCAUUAAAUUUUUUUUAAAUGACCAUAAAACCCUCGCUGAAUCCUCAAAAACCUGCAAAACUCCUCCUCUGCAAACCUCCCAAGACCUCACCAAAAUCCCCAACAAGUACGUGGAACACGCGCUUAAGACAACUCGCGAACCACUCCCUCUUCCCGCAAGCCCUCUCUUUGUAUCGCCAAAUGCUUCGUUUUGGCGUCUUGCCAAACGCUUUCACUUUCCCUUUCGCACUCAAAUCCUGUGCCGUUCUUUCGCUCGCGUUCCCCGGCUCCCAGAUACACUGCCACGUCAUCAAGUCUGGGUGUGAACUGGAGCCCUUUGUGGUCACUUCUCUCAUUAGCUUGUACGGUAAAUGCGCUUUAUUGGAUAGCGCGCGCAAGGUGUUCGAUGAAAGUUUGAAGUCAUUGACACUGACUGUUUGUUUCAAUGCUUUGAUAUCUGGGUAUGUGUUCAAUUCGCGUGUUGGUGAUGCGGUUUUGUUGUUUGGUAAAAUGGGGGAACUGGGUGUGGAGAGGAAUGUGGUUACUAUGCUGGGAUUGUUACCGGUAUGUUUGGUGCCGGGAUUUUUGUGGCUUGGGAUGUGCUUGCAUUGCUUAUGCGUGAAGAUCGGUUUAGAUUUUGCUUUGUCAGUGGCGAAUUGUUUGGUAACAAUGUAUGCGAAAUGUGGAUCUGUUGAGUACGGAAGGAGGUUGUUCGAUGAGAUGCCUGAAAAGGGAUUGAUUUCUUGGAAUGCUAUGAUCUCUGGAUAUGCACAAAAUGGGCUAGCUACUGACGUUUUAGAGCUUUAUAAAGAAAUGGAGUCAUUUGGGGUUUGUCCUGAUGCUGUUACAUUUGUUUCGGUCCUUUCUUCUUGUGCUCAUCUUGGCGCUCAUGAUAUUGGCCGUAAGCUUGAAAAACAGAUUGAAGCAAAUGGUUUUGGUUUGAACCCAUUUCUCAACAAUGCACUGAUUAAUAUGUAUGCAAGGUGUGGUAAUUUGAAAAGAGCACGGGCCAUUUUCGAUGCCAUGCCUGUAAAGAGUGUGGUUACAUGGACUGCAAUGGUAGGUGGGUAUGGAAUGCACGGACAAGGAGAGUUUGCGGUGGAGCUCUUUGAUGAGAUGAUAAAAAGUGGUGUUAAACCUGAUGGAACAGCAUUUGUGAGUGUUCUGUCAGCUUGUAGCCAUGCAGGACUGACUGAUAAGGGCUCAGAUUAUUUUGUUUCAAUGAAAAAACUACAUGGAUUGCAGCCUGGUCCAGAGCAUUAUUCAUGUAUGGUGGAUCUUCUAGGCCGGGCAGGUCGGCUGAAUGAAGCUCGAGAACUUAUUCAAUCAAAUCAGAUAGAACCUGAUGGUGCAGUGUGGGGGGCUCUUCUGGGUGCUUGUAAAAUCCAUAGAAAUGUAGAGCUUGCAGAGUUAGCUUUUGAUCAAGUCAUUAAGCUUGAACCGGCAAAUAUUGGUUAUUAUGUGUUGUUAUCUAAUAUAUAUUCUGAUGCUGGGAACUUGGAGGGCGUAAUGCGGGUUAGAGUGAUGAUGAAGGGGCGAAAGCUUAAGAAAGAUCCUGGGUGUAGCUAUGUUGAACUUAAAGGGAGAGUGCACCUCUUUUUGGUUGGUGAUAAAAACCAUCAUCAGACAGCAGAAAUAUAUAGACUGUUGGAUGAGUUGGAGAAUUUAGUUGAGACACAAGGUGGGUCUAACAAUAGUGAUAAUGAAAGCAACAAUGAAAUUUUGAAUGGUACAGGAGUGCACAGUGAAAAGUUGGCAAUUUCAUUUGGACUCUUAAACACAAGUCCAGGAACAGAUAUUGUUGUGAUGAAGAACCUACGGAUAUGUGGAGACUGUCAUUUGUUUAUAAAGUUGGUUAGCAAGAUUGUAGAUCGCCAAUUUGUUGUUAGAGAUGCAACCCGUUUCCACCAUUUCAGGAGUGGACUCUGUUCUUGCAAAGAUUACUGGUAAAUACCAUUUAAGGUUCUCAUAUUGCAAAUCAACUGGUUCUAGUCAAACCAAAACGUGCUAAAAGUACUGGAAAUUUGUAUUGAAAUGGAUAGAAGUUGCACUGGAACCUGAAGAAGGCUUUCUUCAACCAACUCCACCCAUAAGAAAUCUUUGAUUUAAGAUUUUCUCGCCAUUAAGGCUCAUGAAGGAGACAGAAAGCAUUGGCUUAGCGGAUGAAACCUCUCAAAAUCACUCCAUACGCCAUUGGCAUGAGACUCAAUGAAUAUAAUCUCCAUCACAAAUUGGAGAGCUUAAUGGCAUAUGAGGCUGAAGAUGAUAAGCUUUCAGAGUAAAGAUGAUGGUGAUGGUGAAGACACCAUGUAGCCUUAGCAUCCCCUUGUUGUGUUGAUUAGGAUAUGAUAGUAUCAAAUCUAUGUGCUUUUGCAAACCUUAAAUUAACAAGUACCGGCAUCGAUGUUGAAGUA